Molecule: messenger RNA, 2944 nt
Organism: Aegilops tauschii subsp. strangulata
Lineage: Eukaryota; Viridiplantae; Streptophyta; Magnoliopsida; Poales; Poaceae
Product: probable pinoresinol-lariciresinol reductase 3
Molecular function (GO): oxidoreductase activity
Source: RefSeq, a predicted model, not a curated record
AGUGUCUUUUCCCCUUUCCCCAUUCUGGACGCUCUGUUUUGAUAAGCUCGAGCGGCGCAGCACAGCAGGCGAUUCUCCCCGUCCAUGGCGAUUCUCGCCGCUCGAUUUUGAUUUUUGUUCCCUUUCUCUUCGAUCCCCAGUGUCGCGGUUGGUUGUUCCUCUCUUCCGCUCUCUUCCGCUCUCUGCCCGUGUGCUUUUUGCUUGCGUCUGGUUCUAGAUCUAGGUGAGUUCAUGUCGUCCCUGUCGUCGUGCCCCUGUCGUCUCGCGCACUGUUGUAGUUGUAGACGCAUGAUGUUGUUGACUCCCUGCUGGAGGUGGAGAUGCCUGAUUUGUCUGUGCCGUGCUUGUAGUUGUAGAUGCAUGAUUUUUGUUGACUCCCUGCCGGAGUUGGAGAUGCGUGAUUUGUAUGUCUUCCCGAGCACCUGUUUUGUAGUUGGAGAUGCAUGAUUUUAUGGUUGACCCCCUGCUGAAGGUGGAGGUGCGUGAUUUGUGCGCCUCCCCGCGCCGCUGAUAUAGUUGUAGAUGCAGUGGUUGUUUUCAUGUCUCCUGUCCACGGGUUGUUGUAGUUUGGGGGAUUGUGUAGAUGUGACCCCCCUUUAGGUGCGUGAUUCCACGGAUUUUUGUGUUCUGGUCUAUUACGUCCUGAUGAUUGCUGCUGUAUGCAUCUGUGUAGCUUGCUUUUGUGCCUAUACAGAGUUAGGUUUUUCUCAUGCUGAUGUGUAAUUGACUUCAGAUGUUUUGUAUGAUGUUUUGAGUUCAAGCAGGCAUGUAUUUUUGAGUUUAAUUUCAGUGUAAUUUGUGCCAGCACAUUCAGUGUAAUUUUCUGAAGGAAGUUGGGGAUUUGUGUACAUGCCCCCCUUCAUGUAUAGCACUUUUCAGUGUAUUCUAGCCAAUUUUUACAGUGUAAUCCUAGCGUAAUUUGUACCAAGUUUACAGUGUAAUUUGUCCUGCAUUUACAGUGUAAUGUACCCAAUGUUUACAGUGUAAUUUGUCCCAAAUUUACAGUGUAAUUUGUUCUGCACUUACAGUGUAAUUUGUUCAUCAAGGAAUUCAUCAUCUCCAUCUUGUCCAAAUUCAUGUUAUAGAACAGGUUUGUGUCCCAGGGAUUGGAUUCUCCUCCCCCAUCUUCGCUUGCUGGUAUUUCCUGAUGCAAUUCUGCCUCCAGUGUCUACAAACUGUCAUCUGAUUUGCUCCUGGAGUUUUCGUAGAUAGUUUCGGUAAUGUUCAUAGAUACCUCUCCUGAAUCCUGAAUGUACCUGCAAGGAAACUCCUUCAGUUUUUUGUUCUUGCAAGAGGUGAAGAGAGAUGAUGGAUGAGGGAGUUGGUGUUCGACUGUUUUUGCUGUGUGGUCCCUGAAUCAGGAGGGGGGUUUGUUUGUUCAGGACAAACCGGAUGGGAUGUUUACCCGACCCGUUUAGUGAUUUUACUGCUAAUAAAGGUGUACUGUGUUGAUUGGUCAGAAAAUUUGACUGUUUUCGAAUUGAAAAACAGUCAAAUGUCAAAUAAACAGUCAAAAAAUUGAUUGAACUUCUAGGAUAAACUGGGCAGGGAUAGCUUAUUCUACGAGCCGCCGAAAAAAGCCACCAAAUGAACUGGCACUAAACAAGCACGCCAAUCAACGGCGCCUGUUGAUUCCAGCGCACAUUUCCUUGUUUCUUCCCCCAUCCUUCGGCUCGGCUCGUCGAUCGGCGGCGAUGUCAGAGGAGGCGGCGAGGAGCAGGGUCCUGGUGGUCGGCGCCACCGGCCGCCUCGGGGGAAGCCUCGUGCGCGCGAGCCUCGCCGCCGGCCACCCCACCUUCGCGCUCAUUCGCCCGCACUACUUCGCUCUCCCCGACUCCGCCCCUCUCAAGCCGCUCGCCGCGGCCGGCGCCACCAUCCUCAAGGGGUCGCUGGACGAUUACUGGAGCUUGCUGGAAGCCGUGCGGCAGGUGGACGUGGUCAUCUGCGCGGUGCCCACGAAGCAUGCGCUCGAGCAGAAGCCUCUGAUUCGGGCUAUAAAGGAAGCUGGGUGCGUGAAGAGAUUUAUUCCGGCGGAAUUUGGAGUUGAUCACACAAAGGUGCAGAUUUGUGACAUGGACCAUGGCUUCUAUGAGAAGAAAGCUGAAAUCCGCCGUUUAAUAGAGAGCGAGGAUAUUCCUCACACGUACAUCUACUGCAACUUCCUGAUGCGCUAUUUGCUUCCUUCGCUAGUGCAGCCGGGUUUAGAUGCCCCUCCAAGAGAUGAAGUUACGAUAUUUGGUGGAGGAGAUACUAAAGGUCUGGUGAUAUUACUUCUCUCUAAUCUGCUGUCUGAUACCUGGAAUGUAAAAUGUUUCUUCCAUGUUCUGUUUUUUUCCCUCAAGGAAGAUUUUGUCUCUGCAGGUAUCUUCGUUGAAGAGGGCGAUGUGGCUAAAUUUACGGUGUGUACCAUAGAGGACCCCAGAACAUUAAACAUGACAUUGUAUCUGAGACCUCUGGGAAAUAUCUACUCACUGAAUGAAUUGGUUAGCCUCUGGGAGACAAAAAUCAACAAAUGCCUAAAAAAGAUACAUAUAACUGAAGAGCAACUCCUUAAAAACAUUCAGAAUGCACCGUUUCCUCUGAAAAUGGAUUUGAUAUUUAUAUAUUCAGCUUUUGUUAAGGGUGAUCACACGUAUUUUGAAAUUGACUCAAGAAGUGAAGGAACUCAACUGUAUCCUGAUGUAAAGUAUACCACAGUUAGCGAGUACUUGGAUACACUAGUUUAGAAUGUUGGUGAUCUGUAUGUUGCUCAUAAGUACCAACCUUUUGUUUCAAUUGACAUUUUGAAUGAUGAUGAGAAUGAUGAAUGUGUUCCAAGUUCUUGUGCUCACAUUUUAAUGUGUUCCGGUCCCUUUUCUGUUCUCUGAAAGAAGUGGGGAGUGAUGAAUAAGCAUCGAGUUCUGUAUGCUCAAUAAAUAUAUGAAGCCGUCAGAUGUUCUUAUUA